Capsella rubella is the source of this 953-nucleotide messenger RNA. RefSeq names its product nucleolin. The record is from RefSeq and is a predicted model, not a curated record. The transcript has a single exon. Lineage: Eukaryota; Viridiplantae; Streptophyta; Magnoliopsida; Brassicales; Brassicaceae. Bases 362 to 763 code for a protein of 133 amino acids.
GAUUAUAUACUAUACUUCUGCAAGGAGUGUGUGUAACAAAGCAAAGAAAAUAUUUACUUCUAUAUGUAUAAGAACGUAGACUAUACAUCAAUACAUGUCAUACAUGUAUUAUACUGGUGGAUAAUAUAGAAGAGAUAACCAACGGACAAAAAUAAAAUCUACUUUUUCUUCUGAUAUUGUUAUUUUUUUUUAAAUAAUCUAAAGACCAAAGAGUGGGCGGCUUUUGAUUUUAAAGACUGUUGUUUUUGUUUCUGUCUGUAAAACAUAAAAGAAAAUUUAUUGCUCUUGGAGAUAUUGAAAAUCUUACAAGCUGUUCAAGAAAUAUAUUAUUCUGUUGGAAAAAAAAUAAAAAAGCGAACUGAUGGGGAAGAGAAGGUUUCAGAAAGCAAAGGAAGCGACGGUAGCGGAAGCUUCAUCUCCGACGGAGUCUCAGACGACAAGAAGACGAAGAGGAAGGCCAAGGAAGAAUCUUGAGAACCCGGAAGAUUUCAAGAAGGAAGAGUCUGAAGAAGACGAGGAUUACGAAGAGUAUGAGGACGAAGAUGAAGAAGAAGACGAGGAAGCUGAGGUCAUAAACAGAGAGAAGCAGAAGAAGAAAGUUAGGAGUAGUAGUUGUAGUGCGGAAGAAGAGCAAAAGUUGAAACAUGAAGAACUAGAGGAGGAGGAGGAGGAGGAGAAGCCGGAGAUGACGGUGAAGGUGGUCGUUCCACAGCCGUCGUCUAGACGGUCGAGGAGGAAAAGCACGCCGGUUAAGAGUUGGUAAUCUUUUAUUACCAUUUCAAUGGAGUUCUUUUUUUUAGUUUUUUUUUUUCUGUAUUUCUGUGUUCUUGGAUUAUUCGUUGAGCUACAAAUUAAUUAGCACCCUCUCAGAGAAAGACAAUUUAAAUUAUAAUUUUCUUGGAUGUUGUAGUUCAAAAACAAGAAGCUAAUUUUGUCGAUCUCACUGUUUGAUA